Messenger RNA from Strongylocentrotus purpuratus (purple sea urchin), 4761 nucleotides. RefSeq lists its product as uncharacterized. Lineage: Eukaryota; Metazoa; Echinodermata; Echinoidea; Camarodonta; Strongylocentrotidae. The transcript has 8 exons. Bases 427 to 3111 code for a protein of 894 amino acids. Gene Ontology annotation, molecular function: scavenger receptor activity. The record is from RefSeq and is a predicted model, not a curated record.
UACCGGGUCUUUUGUUGUUCGCCAACAGACCAAAGAGUGCAGAUGUGAUUGUGUACACAAACUAAGGUGCCAUCAAUGGCCUCUUGAAAGAACUUGGUGUUUCUACUUAUUUUGGUUGUCUUCUGUAUUGGUCUAAGUGUAGAAACUUACUUCCUCUGUUCGUCAUUGAACACACCUUGUACGGGCUUACUGGUGAUCGGGUUUCUGUUAACAGUGAAUAUACAUCUGCCGUGCAUGCUUAACUGGAGUAGCAAGUCGGACUCUAAUAAUAGGAAAUAUUUCUGGUGCGUUGAUUUCUUGAUGGACAUGUGGACUUUUUGAAAUUCAAGUCCAAGGCUGCUAGCUAUUCUUUGAUUAAGUAUGGUAAGAUGAGUAGGUGUACCAUGAUAGAGGUUCAAGAGACAGACUGACCAAGCUCAGGGAAACAUGGCUGGCUUACAAUGCUCUCUGGUCUUGGGAUGCAUACUCAUCUGUGCUCUCACCCACUUUGUUAGUGGAGCAGCUAUGGAAUGUCAUAGUAUCGUAGGAGCUGGAAUGAGAUGCAGAUGGCCAGAUGAAGGUUUGGAGUGUGCCUGUAUUCCCAAUGCUGAGUGUGCCAUAGGAUCCAAUGCUUGCAGGUGUCUUCCAGGCUACACAGGGCCCGACUGCGACCGGUCCUGCCCCUACGAUAACAACGGUCAAUGUCUGACCGAGUGUCUGGCCAGCCCUUACUGCGAUGCGCUUAGCUCCUGCCGCCAGGAAGUAGGAGCAUGCUUGUGCAAGGAAGGGUAUUCUGGGAAGGAUUGUAACCUGUGUGAUCACACUAUCUUGUCCAACUGUACUCUGUGUCCGUACCAGACGUGUGAGAAUGGAGGCAAGUGUGACCUGGUGACUUGGAGAUGUGCCUGUGAGGAUGGCUAUCAAGGAGACUACUGCUCACUCUGUUACCCUUCUCUUCACCCCAAUGGAUGCGGGGACCACUGCGACCUGACCUGCGUCAAUGCCUACUGUAAUACUCAUACUGGAGAUUGCUCAUGUCCGUAUGGCUUUGACUUGGAAGCGGACUGUAGCUUCUGCGAUCCUUUAAGAGUGACUGAUCAUUGCAUGCGCUUCUGUCAUACCAUAUGUCGUGCGGGUGGUUUAUGUAACGUAGCAGAGGGGAGAUGCAUGUGCAAAGAUGGUUAUGUUGGUGAUGACUGUCGCCUUUGUGAUCCUCGCACGCAUCCGGACAACUGCAUAACGCACUGUCCUUCUGAAUGCCAGAACAAUGGAUACUGCGAUGUCGUCACAGGAUACUGUUUAUGCCAGCCGGGAUAUGAAGUGACGUAUAACUGUGGGUUGUGUAGGCCAUCGUUACACAGCGAAGCUUGCGUGAACCACUGUGAACCUCAGUGCAGGAAUGGAGGUGACUGUAUGUCCAGCCAGGGUCUUUGUAUGUGUCCUGUAGGCUACAUUCAGCAUGACUGCAGUGUCUGCAUACCAGGUCUUCAGGCGAGAAACUGUACCGAUCACUGUCCUCUGUGUGAUAACAAUGCAAAGUGUGAUACCACGUCAGGGCAGUGUAUUUGUGAGGCGGGAUGGCACGGUACAUCUUGCUCCAAUCCGUGCCCAGAGGAUACCUUUGGGCUCUCCUGUCAACUUCAAUGUGACUGCGGAGUUCACCUUUGUGACCCGGUAUCGGGGGCAUGCAUUAUUCAAACCACAACUCCGAAACCCACCACAACAACUAUACCCCCAACAACUACUGCUGUAGUUGCUACCACAACUCCUGCAGAGACAACAACAGUAGCACCAACAACUUUAACAACCCAGGCAACAACUCUUCCCAUUACCACACCAGUAACAAAUUAUUCUACAACUGGACCUCUUAAUAUUGUAGAUCUGUCCUCAACUAAGAAGCAAGAAAGUGUAACAACCAGCGCUGGCGCUGGAUUUGUACCCACUCAGCAGAGCCCAGAGGAAAUUGCUAGCUUGGCUCCUGGACUUGUACUUGAGAAUAGGCAUACAAACUUCUCUUCAACCUACGUCAUCGCUAUCGUCAUCAGCGCUAUCAUCCUCAUCAUCCUCUUAUCACUCCUCAUCUUCUACUUGAUGUAUGAUCGCAGAAAGAGAAAACGCCAACUACCCGAGGCAAUGCCUGAGGAGAUACCUCUCAACAAUGUGGUGACUAAUAAUCUAGAGAAUGGCAGAUCAAGUAACAUCUAUAUUGAUGGGAUGCUACCCAUCCUGAGUGGUGAGCAAACAGUAGAUGGCGCUCUACCUGAUCCAGCAUGCUGCAAUCGCAAGUCACUCACCCAGGAGCAGGUCCAGAGGCUUAGUCGGAUAUCAGGUGACAUGGCUUUCUUUGCCAAGGUUCCCAAUGCUUUGGCAGAAAGUAAGAAUCCCAAUCUCUUCAAGGAACCCAACAAAAAUAAGUUUGGUUUGGAGGAAGGCGAGUUGAAGCCUAAUAAUAAUGAGCAGGAUGCGGGCUGUAAGGCCAGUGGCUGCGAGCCAGAGGAUGAGGAUCCUAAGGGCAAGCAUUGCAAGGAUGGGCAAGAGAUUGCUGGAGGUGUCCAAGAUGAACUUCUAGGGGCAUGCGGUGGGGCGGCACCCGGUCCUGCGGCAACAUCUACUCCAAUGAAACCGGUGGAUCGUAACAGUCGCAUAUAUGAGGAAGUAAUCCUGACGCACGAUCCGACGGAGAAUCGUAACCCACGCAUGAGUGGGGAGUACUACUUACUAGAGCCUACCCCAGCAUGGCAAGGAAGCAGCAGUACCUCCAGUGAGAAUGAUUCCGCUAAAGGUCUCCCGGAUGAUAGGACCAGUCAGAGCUCUAACCCAAGACGAAGCGCCGAUAGCGGCAUCGAGCAGGCUGCUGCCUCUCUUGCAUCCCCACACUAUGAGCAACUAGAAAGACCCUUGGACUUUGUGCAGCCUCGCUCACCAACUCUCUCAAAGACUGAAAAGAGCGAGGAUGAGCGUGACUCUGGGGUGUACGCUCACCUGUCUAGGGCACCCGCAGCCAAGGGUUAUAACAGAUUGGACUUCAGUCCUCGCAGGAAGAGGAAGCCUUCCGAUGUAGAAUUCUUCAGCGAGAAUCAUUAUGGACGACUCAAAGCUGACGGUAAUGAUGAUGAUAGCAUGAGUGAUUGAUGGCAGUGAUUAUUCUGAAGACAUUUUGGUUUGUUGAAAGUAUUUGAACAAAGUGACUGAGUUUAACAGGUUGUUUGUCGUAGAGGAGGUUAGGGUGACUUUACUCCAGAAUUUGAAACACCUUUGGAUAUUUGAAGAGAUAAGAAUGAACAUAGAGUCUGUGAGCAUUUUAAAUCACAGUCUUCCCUUACAGAAGCAAUAUAGUGUUGCCCACUAUGUAGAGAGGCCCACUGUUCACAUUGUCACUCUUUUCCUCCGCUUCUGCUAGACAUGGCUGUCUAGUUGACUGCAUGCAUUUGAUUUUUGAUUGUUUUAUGUCAAGUUCUGGUAAGAGGUAUAUACCAUUUGUGAUAUAGACCAGAUUGGUUUCAAAUUUUGUUUUGUGAACAUGGCCUCAUUAAGGGGUCUUACGAUAUUGAUUUCAAAAGGCAAACUGAAUAUAUGUAUUCGUUAGUAGAACAUUACACGAGAGAGAAAAUGGUUCUGAGGAAAAUGUAGAGAAUAAUUACCUGGUAAAAACUACAAAGAGGAGAGAUUUGUGAAUAUGGUGCUUGUGUGAAUAGGUCAGUGAUGACCAGAAACUGUAAUAAUUUUUUCUGUAAGUGUGGGAUAAAAAUAUUUGUCAGUCUUCGUACAAAAGUUUUGCAAUUAGGCUUUUUAGGUAAAUUUGCAUAUAUCUUUCUUCUUUGGUGUCCUCCUUUUAAUUUGUCAAGAAGGAUAUUAAUUUUGAAAAAAUAGUUUGAGUCUUGCUCCUGUUGCUUAAUGAAUUCAAAAGGAGGUAUAACAAAGUAUUCUUAUUUAAGCAUUAUUUGUAUAUAAUGUGACUCAGAAGGGUCCAGAGAAUUUAUUUUUCUCAUUUGUAAGCAGUAAAGCAGUCCUUUUAAAUCUGCUUCUCUCUGAUCCUAUACACAUACUUACUAGUUAUAGUAUUGCAUUCUAGGUGCCUUAAUGGCUACCAGUAGUGAUCAUAACAAGAGAAAACAAUACUGCUUACAGUAUAAGUAUUGGCUUGCAUGGUGAUGUACAGUUGUAGAUUAUACAGUAAACCGUAAACCGUAAACCUACUGUAUAAUGCACAUGAUGUUGACUUGAAAUAGAACCUUGAAUUUAAUUUGUGUAUUUUCAUGUUUUUCAUCUCCAAACUUGCAUUUCCUUGAGACCAAGAUUCUUUUCUUCCGAAGCCCUCAUUCCUUUUUUUCACAUGAUCAGCCAUUCUUUAUAAGAAGCAAAGCAUUAUGACCAAGUCAUUAUUAUUUAGCUGCAUAUAUACGUCCAAAUUUUUAUAUCCAAUAUAGAGAAUAUCUGUGUAUUUUGAAUUUGUAUUGAUAUCUGUUUUGUAUUUUUUUGUAUUUGAAGAGAUAAAAUAAUGUACAUUUUGUGCAUUUUUGAAAUAUAUCCAAUCUUGAAGAUAUGUAAAGUUGGUAUUGCACAGGAAUGUGUAGAAAUAGUCAAUGAAAAGGAGGUGAGAAAUUUUUGUUUAAAGCCCUUUUUUGGUUUUAAUGGAAUAACCAAACAAUAUGAUAAUCAACUUUGUUUUGACUAUUUUACUUCUUGAAAUGGAAAUAUUUGUGAUUUGUGAUCUAAUUUCAGUGGUUUGGCCUUAAAGGCAGCUGUACUUUAGAAUUAAAUGUUUUUCCAUGAAAUAUAAAA